Gryllus bimaculatus (two-spotted cricket) is the source of this 1446-nucleotide messenger RNA. The record is from the annotation of a GenBank genome assembly. NCBI's taxonomy places the organism in Eukaryota, Metazoa, Arthropoda, Insecta, Orthoptera, Gryllidae.
AUGCAUUUCAUGUGGCCGGUGCGCUGGGCGCGUUGUUCUCGAGUAAGCGCCAUUGGCUUGGUGUGGCGUGUGUCCGCAGGAGGCGCUGGCGGCGCGGCGGGUGAAGCGCUACGGGCGCGCAGUCGCUGUCCAUCGUGGGCGCCGCUGACGUGCUGCGUCAGCGGGCUCAUGACGAGCUCAACCGGCGACGCAUGCGCGAGCUGGAAGGCCAAUCGCAUGCAAGCAGAACCGCCAGCUGGCUCACCGCUUCCGCCGCGGUGGCGCUGUGGGGUAGCUGGGACGACAGGCUGGCGGCCGAGCAGGCGUAGACGGCCCAGUGGCCUAGACGCCUUUGAAUCUGCAAAAAGAAACCAACGAAACCCAAUUGGAUUUAUGGAUGUUCUUGGAUGUCUCUUUCUGUCCCAACAGCCACUGGGUCCAGAAGAUUUCUCUUCAUUUGAUUGACUAAUGUAAUGUAAUCUGGCGAAAAAAGGCAAAGAAAAAAGCAAAUAAUCUUCAUGAAGUGUCAAUCAGUUUUUUUUGGCUGCGCUGUUGGUCUGAUUGCAUCAUGAAACAGUCAUUGUUUUAAUGUGAUUUCUCUGUUCUGUCUCCCUGUUUCCUUGUUUGAUCUUAACUAUAAUGCUGACAUAUGUAACGAUACUGUAAAGUAUCUAUAUUUUAGUAUUAAUACAUAUUAAUCUAGAAUACAUGCUACCCGUUGUUCCAUUGCAGUCAUGUAUGGGUCGCUUUUUCUUUUGUCUCGUAGUUUGCUGUAUCAAUGGUUCUGUGAUAGCAUCUGCUGUGGAUUGCUACAACAAAUUUACAGUGUAUUUCUUUUUUUUAUUCCAGUAAUGUCUUAUAUUUCAUAAAAAAUAUAUUUUCGCAAUUCAUAAUUCAACAUUUAUUUAGUUUUCUUUUCUUUUGAAUUCAGUGUACAAUAAUGAAUUCAAAAGUAUGGCCGACUUCACAUAAUUCGAACAUAUUUUAUUCCUUGUAUAUUCAAAUUUAAAUUAUUAAAUAAUAACUAAAGAUAUAAGACGGUGGAUGCUACAUAGAAUCAAUAAUUUAGUAGAAAAUAUAUUAUUUUCUUUUUUUUAAGUAAUCUAAUAAUUCCCCCGUGGCGCAGGAUCAGCCAAAUAUUGUAAAGUCCUAAGACCUUGGUUGGUUUACAAGAGCAGAUGUUUUAUAAAUUAAACUUAUUUCAAUAAACAACUGUAGCUGCUUAUUAAAUUAAUUUUUCAAAUCUUAAAUUCUUAAUGAGUUAUUUUGUCUAAAUUAUUGACUGAAAUGUUUCUACCUAUUUAGAGGUAGUUUUAUACAAUCAACUGAACAGUAAUUCCCUUGGAUAACGUUUAAAAAGAAGAAAACUAUAAUUAAUACAGACACAUAUGUAAUAAUAGUAAAUAAAAUACUUUGUAUAGUCAAAUUAUUUAGAUAUUGUUAACAAAAAUUCUUUAAUGAUCCAAC